Messenger RNA from Boleophthalmus pectinirostris (great blue-spotted mudskipper), 5144 nucleotides. RefSeq names its product potassium channel tetramerization domain containing 3 (gene kctd3). Gene Ontology annotation, biological process: protein homooligomerization. Gene Ontology annotation, molecular function: protein binding. The coding region runs from base 471 to 2996 and encodes 841 amino acids. The record is from RefSeq and is a predicted model, not a curated record. The transcript has 19 exons. Lineage: Eukaryota; Metazoa; Chordata; Actinopteri; Gobiiformes; Gobiidae.
UGAUUUAAACGUAUAUAUCUAGAGCCACAUUGCUGAAUUCACAGUUUAAUAUCAACCUACUGUUUUUAUGUUUAUCUAUUUAUCUUCUAUUUAUCUAUCGCAACACCGGAAGUUAUUUUACUUAACUAUCUUUACUAUGUCUGCUUCCCUCACAACUGUUUCACAUUGCUAAAACUGAGAGCGGACGAUAUUCGCAAUUUUCUUGGAAGAGCAAUGAUGUAAACGUACUAAUCCGCUUGCUUGAACAUAUUUUGAUGUGUAUAUUUGUUUUUGAUCAACAGAAGCAUGUGUCCCCCUCAGUGGGGAGCCUAAAGACGCCAGGCCCUGUGCGUAAACAGUGAAUAACGGGUUUUCCAGCGGAGACAGGACGGCGCAGGGUCGUGAGGCAGGACACUGGGCAUCAGCUCUGUACGACAGCCGAGCAAAACAUUAGCAAGCUAGCAUCUCAAAACAUCAGUGAAUUUGCUAUCAUGGCCACAAAUGAAGACAUUUUAUCCACGGCGAUGGGCGAUAUUAUACAGUUGAACGUCGGUGGGACCAGGUUUUGCACUUCGAGACAAACUUUGAUGUGGAUACCAGACUCUUUCUUUUCAAGUUUACUAAGUGGAAGGAUAUCCACUCUUCGGGAUGAAACUGGAGCUAUCUUUAUUGACAGGGAUCCUACAGCUUUUGCACCUAUUCUGAAUUUUCUUCGAACCAAAGAACUGGACUUAAGGGGAGUUAACAUCAGUAUUUUGAGACAUGAGGCAGAAUUUUAUGGCAUAACACCAUUAGUUCGACGUCUGCAGUUGUGUGAGGAGUUGGACCGCUCGUCCUGUGGCAGUGUUCUUUUUCAUGGUUACCUACCCCCUCCAGCCAUUCCUGCACGCAAGUGCAGUGCUGCCUCGGCCACCUCUGAGGAACGUCCUGGACCAAGUGGAGCUGAAGGGUUUGCUCGCAUUGGGCCAAUGCCUCAUCCCACUCUGACGGGGGUCGCAGGAACAGAGGAUGUCCUCUCACUAGGUCCUGUAGUUGAUCCCAGAAAGGUCUUGAUUGUAGCCGGACAUCACAACUGGAUUGUAGCUGCAUAUGCACACUUUGUCAUUUGCUACAGAAUUAAAGAGUCUUCGGGAUGGCAGCAGAUAUUUUCAUCCCCUUACCUUGAAUGGACCAUUGAGCGUAUUGCACUAAAUGCCAAAGUGGUGGGUGGUCCCCAUGGAGACAAGGACAAGAUGGUGGCAGCCGCUUCAGGAAGCAGCAUCAUCCUCUGGAGCAUCCAAGAUGGUGGGAGCGGGAAUGAGAUUGGUGUCUUUAGUUUGGGCGUACCUGUAGAUGAUCUGUUCUUCAUUGGGAAUCAACUGGUAGCCACGAGCCACACGGGGAAGGUCGGGGUGUGGAAUGCAGUCACACAGCACUGGCAGGUUCAAGAUGUUGUUCCAAUCACUAGCUGUGAUACUGCAGGUUCAUUUCUACUGCUGGGUUGCAACAAUGGCUCGAUUUACUACAUAGACAUGCAGAAGUUUCCUUUGAGGAUGAAGGACAAUGAUCUUCUUGUGACGGAGCUUUAUCAUGACGCCUCAAAUGAUGCUAUCACCGCUCUGUCUGUCUAUCUAACGCCAAAAACCAGCGUGAGUGGAAACUGGAUAGAGAUUGCCUACGGGACGAGCAGUGGCGCCGUGAGGGUGAUUGUGCAGCACCCAGAGACCGUCGGCUCUGGACCUCAGCUCUUUCAGACCUUUACUGUGCACAGGAGCCCAGUCACCAAGAUCAUGCUGUCAGAAAAACACCUGGUGUCUGUGUGUGCAGAUAAUAACCAUGUUCGGACGUGGACCGUGACCCGCUUCAGAGGCAUGAUCUCAACCCAGCCGGGCUCCACGCCUCUGGCCUCAUUUAAAAUACUCUCUCUGGAGGAGACUGAGAGCCAUGGCAGCUACUGCUCUGGGAAUGAUAUUGGUCCAUUUGGGGAAAGAGAUGACCAACAGGUUUUUAUUCAGAAGGUCAUCCCCAUUACCAACAAACUCUUUGUGAGGCUUUCAUCCACAGGAAAAAGGAUCUGUGAAAUUCAGUCUGUGGAUGGUACAACUAUCACCUGUUUCAUGGUACGAGAAUGUGAGGGCUCCAGUCGAAUGGGGUCACGACCUCGCCGUUACCUGUUUACGGGACACGGCAAUGGAAGCAUUCAGAUGUGGGACUUAACUACUGCAAUGGACACAGCCAACAAAGGAGAGGAGAAAAAGAAAGAAGAUGUAGGUGGUCCCACGGAGGAGGAGCUGCUACAGUUGUUGGACCAGUGUGACCUGAGCACGUCUCGUUGUGCGACUCCGAACAUCAGCCCUGCAUCGUCCCUGCUGCACCACACACGGCUCAGAGACUCCUGCUCCAGUCUUCAGUUACAUGCUCAGGAGCCGAUCCCUGAAAACCAGGCUACAUACGGAGCUGUGAGACCGUACAGAGAAAGCCCACUGUUAGCACGCGCCAGACGAACAGAGUCCUUCAACAGUUACCGAGAAUUCCAAGACUUCAGCCUGAGUCGUGGAGUCCUGGACGGUGCAGCUCAGUCGUGUCUGGCUGAUGGUCGCCGGUCCCUUUGUGAGUUUGGGGCAGAGGAUGGUGAGCGGAGGCCCUCUCAUACGGAGCUCUGGGCUUCUCGGGGCUCUAGUCUAAAUAAAAACAGCCAAGAGUCUCCAAGACAACUUCCGGACAGCCCUGUGUUUGGAGGAGAUGUGCGCCGUAAAGUGUUGGCCCCGCCCACCGAGGAGGAGACAGUGGCAUCGGGGAGUGACGUUGCUAAAGCUGAGAGCAGCACCAAGAAGAGAGGGGUGUUAGAGGGGGGGUUUCUGGGGAGGAAGAAGGCCCCCCCAGUCCCUCAGCUGUCCCCCGUCCCAUCAGCUCCAGAGGCAGGGGGCAGCGAUUCGUCCGGCACCGCAUCUCCUUCACCAACAAAACUGAGCUCAUCCACAUCGCCACGGCACCGAAAAAUGCCCUCAGACCCACCCAACCCAGACAGCAGUCUGUAGCCACACUGUGUACAGGAUGCAUUUUAGGUAUAAAUAACACUAAUGUUUUACACAUAAUCUGUUUAUUUCAGUCUAACACCUGAGUUUGAAAGGUAAUUUACUUACCUUAGUAUGUUAAUAUGUUCCAUCUUGCAGUUUAUAGAAUAUGUUUUUCAGCCAUAGAGUGUAUUUGAUAGGACUCAUAAGGAAAUGAUGGAGAGCAAGAGACAUUCAUAAAGCUGUGAGAGGUGGGACAUGCUGCAGCUCUGAUCACUGAGCUACAGACAGCAUGUAACUUAGGUCUUAACAAUUAAAAAAAUACUUUAGAGCAAUACUAUAAUUAUAUAAUAUUGCAACUGCAAUUAUUUUUACAAUGCAUGUUUUAAAAAUCAAUAUUAAGUUCAAAGGCGCCUUUUACAUACAGCAUUAGCUAUUAUGAGAAGACUGAAAUAUGAAUUACUAAAUAACAAGAAUCCCAUGAAUUUCAGGACAUGUUUGUGGAGGUGUAAACUAGGUCUUAUUCAUAAUAAGACCCUAUCACUACAUGGUAUUUUAGUAUCUGACAAAUUACAGCUUUCAUUUAGAACACUGUUGCUACUUACAAAUUAACAUCUAAUAAUGUAGCCAUUGAUGUGAUGAAGCCUGUCUUUAGUCCAAGAACGACUCACUGCUGGAAUGCAUGUUUGUUGUUUUUUCUUUUAGCUUUUCUAACUUGUUGCUGUGUCCUGAAACUGGAGCUUUUCCCAUUUGAGUUGAUGUUUACUUUUGGUGUCUCUGUGGAGAUGUGGGCCUGAUAGCAGAUGUUGAGGCAAAGCUUUAAAGAGAGGAGACCUUUGGUCAGGGUUUUGUGGGUGCUGUUUUCUUUAUGUUGAGCCUUAAGGACAGAUUGGUGUGCCCUGGCAGCUACUUGAAUUGAACCAUGUGAUCUGAAGUCCUGUUGGCUAUUACUAGGAAUUCUAAGUAACUAGGAAUUGGAGCACUAUCAUUUUCUUGACUGGUGAUAGUUUAUUUUAAUCAAAAGCUUAGUUGCAUUUGUUUGUGUGACAAAAGUAACACUAUGAAGUAAAUAUCAUGUAUUGCAUAGAUAAACAUACUAAUAUUUAUGGGACCAGCAAUUCAUUUUCAUGACUGAUCUAAUUAAUCCGUCCUGUUGCUUUUGUAAAUAAGUUUGUGCCUUUUGAGAUGCCGUAGUUUGAGGGUGAAAUGCGUUUUGAGACUCUUUACGGUACCUAUUAUUUAGUUUUUAUUGUUAAAUGCAUUUUUGUUUCACUUUGAGUGCCUUAUAUUGCCUGUAGUGAAGUUAGUGAGUGUGACCAAAGACUGAAGAAGAGGAAACAAGCUGAUAAAUGAACCUAGAGUUAUUUGUUAUAUUUAACAUUAACUCUUAGAUUGUGUAAAGUGUAGUUUAAAACUGUUUUAAUACCAUUACUAUUAAUUAUUUUCUGGUGGGUGUUAUACUCAAUCCUUUUAACAGUUUUGCCAGUAAGGAAACAAUAUAUUUGAUGCAGAAAAUGAGGCCGAAACAGACUGAAACAUUAGUUUAUAUUUUAGCUUAAUUAGCUUUAUUUAUUUAAACUGUCAUUUAUAAUAUUGCUGUGCUUACCAAAAUAGAAUAUGUAUAUUGAAAAUGUUAUAUGACUAUAAAUAUAUUUCGAGUUUAUUUUCAGGUGAUUGAACAAUUUGGUACUUGCCUGCCAGCACAAAGAUGCACCUUGUAUAUGUAAACUGCAUUAAUAUGACUAAUGUAAUGCUUUGUUCUGCUUUCAGUAACAUGCUAAUGGACCUAAUCAUAUUUGCACUAGCACUAUUAAUACCCAGUAUAAAGGUAAUGUUUAUUUUCUAUAAAAUAUUAUAAUGUAUAUUUUCUGCAGAUUUGUUUUGCACGUGUUUCUCGGUCAUCUCUGUUACUCUGGCUGUGUUUACAUUACAUUUAUGCCAGACGCUCGUGAGCUAAAAGAAAGGCAUCAUAAAGCUGCCUACAUUGUUGGUACUGUUACUGUUAUUAUGUAUAACUCUACAAAUAACAUUGUUUACCAUUUGUCUAAACUGAAUAUGUUACUGUCAUCAUUGUUAUUGAUCAUGCCACUCAAGUAAACCAUGGCCUUUAAUAAGAUAUGGUGCAUGUCGAUAUAAUAAAACACUAAAUAACUAAACAUGCUUAUUAUUAUU